Messenger RNA from Striga asiatica, 399 nucleotides. The record is from the annotation of a GenBank genome assembly. Lineage: Eukaryota; Viridiplantae; Streptophyta; Magnoliopsida; Lamiales; Orobanchaceae.
AUGAACUUGUUGAACCAAGCCCAGAUCAAAAACAGCUCCACAGGCCUGCAGCAAGAACGUAAACGUUGGGGGAUCCGAGCCCGCGAAGAAUCUGAUCGCUGUGUUCCAGGAGAAAAUAUUGGGGUUUUCGGUACUGUGGAAAAUCCGAACCCCGAGCUCCGGAUUUGCACCCGGGUCAAUCAAGCUCACGUAGAGCAGGCGGCUUAUUACGAACGCGUUGCGGUGGAGGCCCGAAACGAAAACGUAGGAAACGAGGUGUUGGAGAAGGUGAGGUUUUUUCUGGCAUUGUUCUUCGAGGAGCCGGAAUUUGGGGUGCCUUUGAAACAGUUGGUUGUGGCGGGCCCAAUCGGAGGAACUGGUUUGGCAAGAAGAAAAGUAGAUUGCUUUGCGGAGGUUUGA